Messenger RNA from Cuscuta epithymum, 1192 nucleotides. Lineage: Eukaryota; Viridiplantae; Streptophyta; Magnoliopsida; Solanales; Convolvulaceae. The record is from the annotation of a GenBank genome assembly.
CGAGGAUUACCCGAACGAUGACCCGCAUGGCCCGUAGACCCAAAGCGCGGCCCUUUGGAUUCGGGUUGGCUCAACCCUACUCGUGUGGGAAUUCUGGGCCGUCAUUUUCGACCUCUGCAACGACUAAGGCCGUGGAGGAGUCGCCGGACAAGAUCUUCGGGUUGCUCAAGGAUUACGAGGAUUACCGGCGGGCUAUGUAUGGCGGGCUGACUCAUAAGGCCCUCCUUGUUGAUGUAGCAGGCACUCUCGUUGUGCCCUCUCAGCCUAUGGCUCAGAUAUACAGGCAAAUUGGGGAGAAAUAUGGGGUGGAUUACUCUGAAGAUGAGAUACUAAAUAGAUACAGAACGGCUUAUGAGCAACCUUGGUGUAGAUCUAGACUCAGAUAUGUGAAUGAUGGGAGGCCAUUCUGGCAGCAUAUAGUCAGUUCGUCUACUGGGUGUUCCAAUUCUCAGUACUUUGAGGAGUUGUAUAACUAUUAUACCACUAACAAGGCUUGGCAUAUAUGUGAUCCUAAUGCAGAGAGGGUAUUUAGGGCUCUUAGAAAUGCAGGGAUAAAGCUAGCUGUUGUUUCAAACUUCGACACACGAUUACGACCUUUGUUGAGGGAUCUAAACUGUGAUCACUGGUUCGAUGCUGUGGCUGUGUCAGCUGAAGUUGAAGCAGAGAAGCCAAAUCCAACAAUAUUCUUAAAAGCUUGUGAUUUUUUAGCAGUAAAUCCCGAGGAUGCCGUUCAUGUAGGAGAUGAUCGUAGAAAUGACAUUUGGGGGGCUAGAGAUGCUGGUUGUGAUGCAUGGCUUUGGGGCAGUGAUGUACACUCCUUCGAAGAGGUUGCCCAAAGAAUAGGAGUUCGAGUUUGAGAGAGUAAUGCUUUCUUUUACUCUUGGGAUCUGAGGUCUUUUCAUGGCACAAACUUUUUAAAGUUUUGUUCUAUGAAUCCUCGUUGUAAGCCCUUAGCUGGUUCUGUAUAUAUUCGUAGAGGAUUUGGAACAGUACUAUACAUAAGUUGUUCGAAUCCAAUAAUGGCAAUUUCGCAAUUGUUGUAAUGUGUGUGUCAGUUUUUCUAACUUUACAAGGAUGUUUUAAUUAGACUUUUUCAAUCUCAUUUUCGUUAUUAGUCAUUUAAUUGUACCUGUAGAAAUGUCGUGUAACCAAAGUUGUCUGCAAUAAAGAAUUUUCUAAAAAACGUAUCAUU